CUUCUCGUGGGUCCCUCCAGGGCAGGCGGGCGGGUGGGUGUUGCAGCUGAUUUCAUCAACCGUGGGGCUGCGGGCCAGCCGGUGGGUCUGCCUGGGGCAGGGCAGAACAGCCCGGACUUGCUCAGGAGCCCGCACCAGGAUCGCUGCGGCUGGGAAGCAGCAACAUAUAACCCACAUGAUGGCAUUUAAUCUGGCUGACCUGUUUUCCACUGCCCAAUUCUACCAGCUGCCAACUUCAGAUAUGCAAUUCCAAUGAGCCGACCUCAUGAGGCAGACACGACAUUAUUAAUUCCUUUCCUCAUUUGGUGCAUGAGGUUAUGAGAGAAGUGACAUGAAGAGAGGCCCAGUGCUGGUUUUUACCCUAUUUCUUGUCACCGAGGUCCGAGGUGCUGCUCCAAACCCAAUGGAAUGCCAGGAGAGUGAGUAUCUGGAUGAGCACAGGAAGUGUGUUCCUUGCAGAGAGUGUGGCCCUGGAUGGGAGCUUUCCAAGGAGUGUGGCUAUGGUGAAGGAAGGGAUGCACAGUGCACUGCUUGCCCUCCCAGGAGGUUUAAGGACAGCUGGGGGUUCCAUGGUUGCAAACCUUGUCUUUCCUGCCCCCUCAUCAACCGUGUCCAGAAAUCCAACUGCACUGCCACUUCCAAUGCAGCCUGUGGGGAGUGUCUGCCAGGGUUUUACAGUAAAACCCGGAUUGGCGGGCUGCAGGAUCUGGAAUGCAUCCCAUGCACAAAGCAGACGCCUUCCUAUGAGCCUCAGUGCAGCUCCAGGUCUAGCCUGGUGAAGGCAGCAAUUCCCACAGUACCUCCCCAGGACACUGCCCUCCUAGUGCUAACCAGCAGUGCGCUAGUCAUCAUUGCAUUGGUGCUGCUGGCGCUCGCCAUCAUCUGCUGCAAGCGCUUCUGGAAGAGCCAGUGUCAGCGAGUGUUUCUGAGGACCCAGAGUUUCUCGGCCCAGAGGGUGAUGUUCUGGGCCUCAGCCAUGCCAAGCAGGUUUCCCUGUGAGGAACAGACGUCUAGUCCCUGCUGCUUGGGUGUGAAGAACCUGAGCCCAUGCUCCAGGCAAGCAGAAGGUCCAGUUGAACCGGUUCAGUUCAUUUCAGAUGGUGAAGCCAUAGGCCUGCAGAUCCCUGCUCUCCAGCCCAAUUCGGAAGCGAUUGCCAUCAGCCCCAAUCCCACAUCCCAGCUGGCGAGGAGCGUCUUGGAGACCCAACCCCUGAUAAGGAACUCAGGGUCCAGCGACUAUUCUGCAGGGGUCUCGUCAUCCUCAGAUGCCAGGCAGGGCCCAGCUGUGUUCACAGAGGCCCUGACUCCCCUCUCAUCAUGUGCCUCAGAGAUGCAGCCCAGGUGGCCCCAUGCCCCGGUGGAGUGCACGGAGCUAGACCUGCAGAAGUUCUCCACCCAGGCUGAGUUUACGGGUACCAAAAGCCAGGAGGAUGCAGAGAAGCAGGUGGCUCAGAGGGUCCGGAGACAUACAGAUGAACUAACCCUUGAAGUGCCCCUGUUUGGUUCCCCUCUGAUAACACAAAGUGAACUUGUUCUGGACCCUGCCAGGGGGUCAUCCUCAUCCUUCCAAAUUCCCACUGCUGAAAGCAGGGAGCAGCCUGUGAAUGAUGUCCUGAGCCUUGUGAGUGAGAUUAGCAGAGCCACACAAGGUCUCCCCAUAGCACAGCUCCCCCACUCCUUGGUGCUGUCACUUGGCUUCCAGUUGGACCCUUGCUUGUCUGGUCUCAAGAAUUUCAGCCACGUGGGGGUGGAGCUGGGGGUCCCAUCCCAUCUGGUGAGCAGGAUGUCUGGAUUCAAGCAGCUCGUUGCUCACCUCGCCUCCUCAGGAGACACAGUCACUGUUCCCGCCCUGGCCCGGGUCCUACAGCGACUCCAGCGCUUCGACGCCUUGCUCCUACUCUGUGAUCAUUUCAUUAUGAGCCAGGCCCAGGGCUGCCAACACUAGGGGAAACCCACGUUGCUGCCUCCGCACACAGAGGGAGGAGCAACUCCAGGCAUAGUUUUGGCUGGGUGAACCUGGCAGCGAUGGUGCUGCCUGGUUUCCUACCCACUCUUUGUGGGCUGUGUGGAGGUUGCCUUUGAAUCCUUGGGGUAGAAUCACAGUAGAAUGAUGAGUCUGUGAGUGCUCACUCAGCAAACUUCUCUCUCUUGACCACUGCUUGAGACCUACCUUGUGCUGGUGAUAGCUGGCAGAUGCACGUGGUACCUCCAAAUGCCACCUUUCUUAAUACUUGUUCAUACUGAUGCCCAGAAACGUUGUGGCCCUCAUGGUCACCAUGCAUGGUUAUAGGGCCAUUUGCCUCCAUGGGCAGGUGUGGAUUUAUAAUGGGCCCUUCAAGCACACAGUGUUUCCUUGAAUCACAUCUCAGCUGUAAUGAUUGAACUCUUUGAGUGAGGGGCUGGAUGGUGUGUGAAAAUAUCCCCCAACUCUAAGAUGGAGCUCAGAGGGUCUGGACCCUCUGUGUUGGAUUUCUCCCCUGCAGCUGAUUGUAUCUUCCUCUUAGAGACCUGAUAAUCAUUUGUUCUUCCCCCCCACUUUUUAGAUGUGGGCCUUCUCCAUUUGGCAGACAUUGUAUUUUGCUGGCUUUCUGCUCAGCUUUCUGCUGUGGCUGCCUUUUUGUUUACUUCUCCUUUUGUGCACCGACGAGGGGACCUGUUCUUGGAGAAGGGUUGUUUAGCUGCCACUCCUUUCUUUUUUUUUUUCUUUUUUUUGGCCAGGUAGGAGGGACUCAUGCGCUGAAUUUCUGUGUGCCAUACCAAAAUAGCAGUGUGUUUAAUUGUAUUUCCUGGCUGUGGAAUAGUACCGUUUUCGUUAAGCGAUAUUUCUAAUUGUGAGUCAGGAUUUUUUUAAGCAUGGUGGAGUUUGCUCCAGUGCAGAUGGCAGGGUACUUGCUGCAUUCCCCAGUCUUCUGCUAAGCACUUCAACUCCCUUGCCCUAAGGGGCUUGCUAACGGGCUCCUCUGUGAUGAUGUUUGGAGGACAGCACAGCACAGAUUCUACUCUUCUGCACAUCUGAAGUUUUCAGAACACGUGACACAAAUAAAACCCUUGUGGGAAUCUGGAUGUGUAAUCCCAGGGUCAGGGUCUCCCCUCCAUUACCCCUCCUGUGAGCACCACAGGGUCUCAUCUUCUAAACACUAAAUGGAGACCACUUGGCCUGGAUGGCGCCCCUUUGAAGUGCAGAUUGGAAGGAUGGCUUGGCUUUCAGCUCAUCCGGUGCCCAAUUCUCAUGCUGUAGGAUGCAGGCCAUUCCCAUUGGCUUUUGUGGGAGAUGCUCCUAUUCUAUGGUGGGAAAACAGAGCCUGUGGGGUUUAGUAUGUUACGUAGCUACAAGAAAAUAAACGCAGUAUAAUAAUGAAGGGUGUCUCAAUGGCACAACCACUCUAUUCCUUUGCCCUAGUUAAUUAAAAACUAAAAGGAUGGAACCCCUCAAGAACUAACUAUGCCAAGUUCAUAAUGGGAAAUGCUGGAUGAAACACCAUGGAGUAUUCUCAGAAGUAUUUUCUCACUGCUAGUGUAAUGUACUGCCAUGUGCAUAACGCCCCCUACUGGAAUUAAUCAGACCUUUGUGUGGUCAGGUUCUGAUUAUUAGCCUGUGCAGGGAGGCUAAAUACUACUCCCAGGGUCGCCAUUUGCCUGCAAGAGGCUUCUAUUGGAAGAGCAGGAAAGUAUGACUUCUCAUCCCAGUGCCAUGUGUAUUUGAUUUGGCUGAAAGACUCUGGUGUCCAGAGGUUUGUUUCCUGGCCAUGUUAUGCUGCCUGUUAAAGUAAUCAUGCCAUUAGUGGUGAAGCGGCUUUAUUUUAAAAUAAUGUGUUGUUCAGACUAAAGAUGACCUCAUUUUCUGGUUUCUGAGAAUGGCUGUUCCAUAGGGACACACUCUUCUGACUUUAAUUUUCUCUAGGAGGAUUUGUCAGAGCUUGCCAUGGUUUGGCUGUGUUAGACUUCCUGAAGUUCCUGGAACUGGUAUCUGGAGGCAGCUUCCAAGGUUGGUGGCUGCAGGUUCUUGUGCUAUUUUCUCAAAGCUGCCACCAGCUUCUCUUGUUACUGUGCAUUAAGUAGGAGCAGGUUACACUUUGAACUGCUAUCUGACAAAUUGGAUUGGUGGGAGGAAGUUGUAGAAUAUGAAACAAUCCAAGUCUCCUGUAAGGCUGGAGAAAUCGUGCCACAUGACACACCCCACACCUCCCGGAGAGAGGACAGGAAUCCAGCCCUGGUGAUCAGCUGCGAUAGUCUGUUUCGUGGUUGCAGAACACACCCACGGUCCAUUCAUAAGAGGACCCUAGCACUCAGGGCAUGUGACAUACUCUGUUAUAUUGAUGUGUUGUUCAGCCCUGGCACUCAGCUGUGAUGGAUUCCUUUCAUAGUGAGGUCAUUUUCACAGAGCAGCUGCUCCAGAAGGAGAGGCGUUGCUGGGAGCCUGAUUGCAAUCAGCACUUUGCCAUGAAUUCAGAUAGAUGGGGGCUUUCAUUCGGAUUCCAUAAAACACACUGUUUCACUAUGUCACUCUAGGUGGGAUUCAGUGUGGUUCUGUCAAGUGACAGAUGACAUAGGCUCCCUAGAACACCAUCUUCAGGUGGAUCUUUACUUCAUUGGUGACACAACCUUGACACCUAGUGGAUGGGGAAGGAGGUGCCUUUCUAAUAAUCUCUCCUGGGUUCUUGCCCAGUCUGUGGAGCUGGCUGUUUCAAACAAGAAUGGAGAAGAAUGUGGCUAGCUCCACAUUGCACAGGGUGAUGGUGUUGGGCUGCAUGACAUUUCCCAUGUGUGCUGUAUUUUGCUGCACCUCAACACGUGGGGAUUGCUUUUUUUAGUGAAGGCUUGAGACCGAUAUCUGGGGCUGGCGUUGGAGUUGCCCCAUUUAGUCUGUUUCAUCCUGCUACGCCCUUGAGGGUUCAAGUCCAAUGUAGAGUUAACCUCAUGAGCUCUGGGAUAUACUUGCAGAGUUUCACUGAUGCUAGGGUCCCUAGAACAAUACUGGGUGGUGCGGAGGGAGUUUUGCUGAGCAUACAUAGCGCUGCCAAAGUGCAUAGGCAUAGGGUGCAAAAUAUCAGACCAUCUGCACCCAGUUAGCAUUGUGGGCACUGUUCAUCUUCCCAAGAGCUUUGGGAAAAAUGAGCUGGAAUGUCCCUGAUUAAACCCUUCACCUUAUCCCAGCUAAGAACCAUAAGCUGUUGACAGUGCUGUGCUGUCUUAAUUUCAUUCACAUUGCCUGAGCAUCAGUGGAGUGCCAGGGACCACACUGGUACAUUUGAGAACACCGUGUCCCUGCUGCUGAGUAUUCCGGGUAUGUUUUGCAGUAGUUGAGGGGCUAGAGAGCAGAAAGGGUGGUGGUUUUCCCUGUGUUUAGUAAACAACUCUCCAGAGCGAAAAACAUAUUGCUUAUGCCAGUUACCAACGUUGCUUGGGAGCCAUCAAGCUAUAAAGGGACAAAGCAGAAGGAUGGUCUUGUGGAUAAAGCAUAACACGAAGUCAGGAGCUCUGCACAUAGCUAUGCCACACAUGUUGAAUGCGUCUGGGAGGUCACUUCACCCCUCCAUUCCCGUUUCCCCACUUCUCAUGUAGGGACAAUAAUACUCUCCUACCUCGCAGAUCUGUUGUGAGGACUACUCCAUUAAUGUUUACAGCCUCCUUUGAAACCCUCAGACGGGAGGCAAAUGAGAAUGACAGAGCUGUUCUGGUAGCAUAAAGCCUGGUCCCAUUAAAGUCAGAGGCAAAACAAUCGUUAACUGCAAUGGGAUCAGGAUUUGGCCUGUGGUACAUGGUUCCUCCCUUUCCUAUCCUGUGUCUCAGGCUCCCCUCUUCUCCCUUUAUUUCUGUGCAUUUUCCUGCCCUCUUUCCAAGUUAAAUUUUCAGACUAUUUACAGUCCAAGAAGUGUGCACUGUUCUGCACUUUUCUGAUAUCAGCUGUGUAUCCCAGCCUCGGACAGAAACGUCAGCUCUCUUUUAAGCCCAGGAUAGGCUGCCAUCUACUAUACCCUUUGUGCACUCAGUAACGCCCCUGAUCUGUUGUUCUGAGUAAUGUCUGAAUAUUUUUAAGACCAGGGUUCUGAUUAGAGAGCCCCUGGUAUUGACAGUUCCAAUGCUGGGCUAGCUAAACCAUUUCAUUACUAAUUAACUGGCAUGUAAAGGCUGUCUUAACAGACUGACAUGUAUUGUGAUUUCAUUAUUAAAUGUUACAGUUGAAAGUUUGACAAUAGGAAAUGCAUAUAUCAGAACCCCAUUGGGUUCAUCUGAUCAUAGCAAUCCCUUGGCUGUUAUCAUAGCUCUGGGUGCCUGAAAUUGGCUGAGAACACAGACCACAUGGGAAUGUGUAAUUAGAUUAUAAUUAAUUGGUGUUUGCCUUUUAUGGAGGAAUUAAAGGCAUGGUGUCUCCCGGCAGCCAGCAGGGGGCAGUAUUGCCUUGUUUAAACUCAAGUGCGCAUUUUGCCUGGAUGGUUUGUUACUAAUUGACAUUGGUAUCUGUUGAACAUCUUUAAGACCUGAAUCUGUUGAGGACAAGUCAACUCAGGCGGGGCAUGGCCACCUAAAGCUGGACAUGAUGCUUUCCCUGUCUGCUAUUCACCUCUGGCAAAGUCAAGGUCAACUCGUUGCAGUUUUUGAGAUUGCCUUGCAGUAAACAGAGGUAUUGAACGUUUUAUCCCUUCUAAGUUAAAAUGUCAAUAAAUUAUCCCUCAUUACUUGGUUACUUAACUAUGCAGCACUAAUUAAAAAGGUGCCUGAAAUGUAGAACAUCUCAGGGCAAAUGCAGAUCUGGGGCCAACAUCCUGAUCUCUGUUAUACCGACAUAAAUUUGUAGUAACGUCAUUGACUUAAGUGGCUACUCUGGAUUUACUCCUAUACCAGUGAAAUCAAGAUCUGGUCACUAGUGUGAUGGAUUUUCACCUGCCCUUCAUGUCAUCAACUAUGGGUUAUUGGAAUCAGUGGUAGUUCUGCCCCAUGAGUUAGUUUUGCAAGCUGAGUACAUCAGCUCCCGUUGACUUCAGGGGGAGCACUGAGAGUGCUCAGCAGUGCCCCCAUGCAGGAUCCGGCCCAGUUUGAAUGUAAGGCUUUCCCUUGUCCUUCAUUUGUUUCAGGGGCUGCUGUGUCUAUUAGUGCCCAGCAGCAUAAUCAUGUAAUUAAGAAUGAAUGAUCCUCUGGAGUUACACUCUGGGAGAAAAAGCUAAACUUGGGUAAAUGCUGCUGAUCCUUUUGUAAGUGUUAACAAUCAGUGAUUUCUGUACGUGAGUAUUAUAAUGUGUGUUGCAAAUUCUUGCCACUUGCUGAUGUGGUGUUUGUCCUUGCUGAUCUCACCUGGUAGCCUUGCUGGUGAAUGGGGAAAGCACAAUGUAAAGGAGUUUUUCCUUUUGAAGAAUUUGGUCUAAGCGAACAUGUCCUUUCCCUAGUUCAAGGUUUUUAUGUAUAUAUUUUAAGGUGCCCUAUCAUUUUUAAGCUGCAUACCGUGUUGUUCAGAGGCUGAUCAAUAUUAUUCAUUGACAAACCUUAUUAACUUCUGCCUUAGGAAUGAAGCGGUUGCGAUGUAAGGUUCUUUGUUCAAGUAUAGCAUGCAAAUAAGCUACUGUGACUCACACUCUGGCUAUAUUCUCUAGACCAAUCACAGUGUAGCUGUUCAAUUAUGGUGUAUUUAAUGAAAGAGUGUUCAUUAAAUACAGGAUGGGACUGUUUUUGUGUAGUUUAACUGGAUUCUAGUUACUCUUCAGCAUGUAGCAAAUUAGGAGCCCAAGCAACCCCUUAUGCAAGUAGUUCUUGUGUGAGUCAUCCCAUUGGCUUCAAUGAAAUUCUUUGAAGAGGAUUGAUUGUCUGAGUAAGGGGUUGCAGGACUGGGCCUUUAAUGGUUAGGAAAAACGUAACAGGAGUUCAAGGUCCGGUUCCUGCUUCCAGGUAAGUCGAUGGCAAAACUCCCUUGACUUCAGUGGGAGCAGGACUGGGCCCAAAGUUAUUUACUAAUGCCAGAAUUUUAAAGAGUGGCCCACUGCUUUUGGGUGCCCAGCUUGAGAUGCCUUGGAUUUGAUUUUCACAACUCCUGCAGAAGUCUAUGGAAGCUGUGGGUAUUUAGCACCUCUGAAAACAAGGCUCUGGUCAUCUCAGUUUGGCCCCCAAAAUUGUGGCAUCCACAGUCAAUGGCCAUUUUGAAGGUUUGGCUGUAAACCAGUGAGAUCUGUUCUUGACUCUUUUUUUUUUUUUUUUUUUUUUUAAGAAAAAGUUCAGCACAAUGCAUGAGAUAUGAAAUUUCCAGAAAUCUGUGACUUAGUUUCUAUUUUAAUGUUGAACAAACUCGGAUGUGGGGAAUCUCCAGAGAGUGUGAAUCUUGCAUUUCGGUGUAGAAAGUAAUGCUGAGCAGAGAUGGCUUAUAAAGAGCUAAAGGAAAUAAAAUUAUUCAGCCUCUGUAAGAGUUCAGUUGGGAAUAACUGAUUUCGAAACAUGGAAAUAUUUCCUGGCUCGACUUCCUUUUUCCCAGUCAUGUCUCAGGCCCUAAUUCAGGAAAGAAUGUAGUAAAAUCCUUAAGUCCAUCCCUGUUUAGGGCAGCAAUUAAGCACAUUUUUACCUUUUAAGUGUGUGCUUAAGUCCAGUUGACUUUAAUGGCAUUUAAGCAUGUAUUUCAAAUGCUGUCUUGAACAGGGAUACUGAAUUGAAUUAGCCUGAAUAUGCUGUUAUGUGAGCAGGUAGCUGCUGCAAAAGCUGUUUUAGUGCUCCAGGCACUCUUAAUUCUCGUGUGUUCAGAAAGCUCUAAUUAAAGUGCUAGGACGACAUCCUCAUGGUACUCAUCCUGGUGCAUCUCAUGAGGUUUUUGUUGUUGUUUUCAAUUGCUGUAGUCAGGGAUUGCCCAUGGAAAUACAUAGGGUUUGUAUUUUUUAUGGUGAAUGUUAUUUUUGUAAAGGUUGUGAACAGGUAAUUUAUAUUUUUGUAAAUUCACUGGCAUUGUAAAUCAGUGCUGUAGCUCUUUCCUUUCCCCCCGUCAUCUGUUUAAAAAAAAAAAAAAUCCUGUGUUUUAAUGUACUAGGGAAUGUUUUGGGGCUUCCCACAUUCCAUCUUGGACUCAAUGCUCUUGAAUGUUUUUUGUAUUUGUAGUUAAAUAAAUUUUUAAGAAGGAAA
Chelonia mydas (Green sea turtle) is the source of this 9090-nucleotide messenger RNA. RefSeq names its product ectodysplasin A2 receptor (gene EDA2R). Gene Ontology annotation, biological process: positive regulation of JNK cascade; positive regulation of canonical NF-kappaB signal transduction; tumor necrosis factor-mediated signaling pathway. The transcript has 11 exons. The coding region runs from base 332 to 1945 and encodes 537 amino acids. The record is from RefSeq and is a predicted model, not a curated record. Gene Ontology annotation, cellular component: plasma membrane. Gene Ontology annotation, molecular function: tumor necrosis factor receptor activity; protein binding. NCBI's taxonomy places the organism in Eukaryota, Metazoa, Chordata, Testudines, Cheloniidae.